This is a messenger RNA of Parastagonospora nodorum SN15, 1404 nucleotides long. RefSeq lists its product as hypothetical. The record is from RefSeq and is a predicted model, not a curated record. Gene Ontology annotation, molecular function: basic amino acid transmembrane transporter activity. Gene Ontology annotation, cellular component: fungal-type vacuole membrane. Gene Ontology annotation, biological process: transmembrane transport; basic amino acid transport. The transcript has a single exon. Lineage: Eukaryota; Fungi; Ascomycota; Dothideomycetes; Pleosporales; Phaeosphaeriaceae. Bases 1 to 1404 code for a protein of 467 amino acids.
AUGUCAUCUCUUGCCCCGCUCAUGGGUCGCCUGUCUCAGGUCUUCAGCGGUCGUCUUUGCAUGUUUUUUUCAACCAUGUUGAUCAGCAUUGGUACCCUGGUCACCGGAUUCUCCACCUCAUUCAGGAUGUUUCUGGUCGGCCGCGCACUCACUGGAGCUGGAGGUGGUGGCAUUUUCAUCGUCGCUAGCAUCAUCGUUAUCCAGAUGACAUCACCAAAGCGCCGUGGCCUCUACAUUGGACUUGUGAACACAGGCAUGACUGUCGGCGUAUCGUUGGGAGCCGUUAUAGCAGGCGCCCUCGAACCUGAGAUAGGCUGGCAGCCAUUGUUUUGGAUACAGUCGCCUAUCAGUCUGCUUGCCGGAAUCAGUCUUCUCCUGUCAAUACCGUCGGACUACUCAAAAGAAAACCAAUAUAGCGAUAUGUCGUUGGGGCAGAAGCUCAGGCGUAUCGACUACUCCGGGAUUCUUCUUCUUAUCGCAGCCAUUAUCCUUUUCCUCCUCGGCUUGUCUGGACCGAGGAUCCUCUGGACACCACUCAUUCUUUCCGCGUUCGCUCUGCCCGUCUUCAUCUUGAAUGAGAGUCACAUUGCUACAGAUCCUGUCAUUCCUGUAUCCGUCCUCAAAUCUCGAGGCACUCUCCUCACUUGCUUCGCCACACUUGGCUUUAUGAUGGCACGAUGGACCAUCUUGUUCUACACACCAAUGUACGCCAUCGCGGUUCGAGGAUGGGCUCCCGCAGUUGCCGGAUCUAUCCUGAUCCCAACUAAUGCGGGCUUCGCCACCGGUGGUCUUCUGGCUGGUGUUUUCCACAUCAAGCGUACCGGAAGCUUCUAUCUUCACAGCGUUAUCUCAAUGGGUCUCUUCCCAGUAACAAUGGCCGUCCUCGCUUUUAUCUCCACAUCCAGCAGCCCUUGGGGAGGAUACGUUGUCAUGGUCUUCUUGAAUGGUCUCAUCACGGGCGCUUCGAUGAAUUACGCCUUAGUCCACCUUCUCCACCUCACGCACGCCGACGUUCAUCCAAUCGUCAUCUCACUUCUUGCCACUUUCCGUGGCUUUGCCGGCAGUUUCGGUUCCGCGAUCGGAGGAGGAAUUUUCGGACGGGUUUUGCACAAGUCAUUAAAGGAUGGCUUCUCGAAUGCGGGUUUGACGCACCGAGGCGAGCUGAUUCGGAAGCUACUGGGAAGUCCAGCGCUUGUGAGCAAGCUGAAUGGGAAGGAACAUACUAUCGCUGUGGGGGCCUAUCAAGACGCAUUCAAAGUGCUGUUUUUGAGUGCCGUGGCGCUGUCUAUCAUCGUAGCGCUCGUACAGGCUGGUACUGGGUGGAAAGAGCCGGUAGAGAAGGAUGAGCCGCUGGGGCACGAAGAGGAGGCUGAGGGCGAGGAGAGUCUGGUUGUUGGCUCUUGA